AAGACGAAUAUAAGCAGAAUCUAAAAAAAAAGCAAACUUCCGUUCUCUCUGCUUUUCCUGCUCUUGCACCGUGUCACAGAUUUCUGACAUUUUCAAAUCAACUUCUGACUCCAGGACUGUACUCUGACCCUACAGCUGAGCCGCACCCGUGUUUAUUAUAGCGGGCGGUGGUUUGUUCAUGAUUGACACUCCGCACAGCCAAUCAGCUUCUUCUACAACCGCGGAGGUGGGACUUCCCGUACAGUAGUGCAAGUAGAGUCCAACAUGGCGGUCAUAUUGCUUGCCUGAGAGUGCAGUUUAAACCGCGAAGAAGUUCAGAUAGUUUAGGUCGAUUUCAGUGGCGGAGUGAAUAUUUAAGCAGAUUAGUGUCUGUAGACUGCAGAUAUCGGCUUUUGGAAAUGAAGGGGAAAGAGCGAUCACCGGUGAAGAAACGCUCACGGGCGCUAGAUGAUAGCCGAGACCGAGGAGGGAGCCACCCGAGCGGCAAGAAGACCGGAGCUCUGUCGACGGUUGGCAGCAACAACGGCAACGGCUCCACACAAAGUGGCGCUUCUUCCAGGAGAAGUUUAAACACCGAGAAAAGAGACAUGAGGGACUCGGACGGACAUAAUUCAUCCAGUCGGACCGGAAGCAGCUACGACUACGGAGUUGUUUCAGGGAACAAGCCGCACGUUGGCGCUGACAUCGCUGCGGAAACAUCUAGGUCCGGUUCACGCAGCGACCCGCGGCCUCUGUCAAACCCUGAAAGUGAGUACAAGACUCUCAAAAUAAGUGAACUGGGCUCCCAGCUGAACGAUGAGGAAAUAGAGGACGGACUGUUUCACGAGUUUAAAAAGUUUGGGGACGUGAGUGUUAAAAUAAGUCGAGAAAACGACGAGAGGGUGGCGUUUGUGAACUUCAGGAGGCCUGAUGACGCCCGGGCGGCCAAACACGCUCGCGGCAAGCUGGUGCUGUACGAUCGGCCUCUGAAAAUAGAGACAGUGUACAUAAACAGACGUAGAAGCCGCUCCCCUGUUUCAAAAGACAAUUUCCCACCAGGACACCGGCAUCUCCACUCUCAGAGACCUCUGUCUCCCACUGGUUUGGGGUACAGAGACUACCGGUUACAGCAGCUGGCUCUGGGCCGUCUCCCCCCUCCUCCUCCUCCUCCUCCGCCGCCUCACAUAAGAGAUCUGGAAAGAGAGAGAGAGUUUUCUAUGUAUGAGGCCAGAAACAGACCACCGUUCAUCCCUGAAUGCGCUGUUUUCCGUGAAGAGGACUUGAUGACUCCUGAAGAUGACCAGAGGGCAAACAGGACGUUGUUUCUGGGCAAUUUGGACGUCAGUGUGACAGAGAGUGACCUGAGGAGGGCGUUUGACAGAUUUGGGGUGAUCACAGAGGUGGAUAUAAAGCGGGCAGUGAGAGGCCAGAGCAACACCUAUGGAUUCAUCAAGUUUGAGAAUCUUGACAUGGCUCAUCGUGCCAAAGUAGCAAUGUCAGGGAAAGUGGUGGGCCACAACCCGAUUAAAAUCGGCUAUGGUAAACCUACACCCACGACCAGGCUGUGGGUGGGGGGGCUUGGACCCUGGGUUCCACUUGCUGCACUGGCCAAGGAGUUUGACCGUUUUGGCACCAUCAGGACUAUAGACUACAGGAAAGGUGAGGUGUGGGCUUACAUCCAGUAUGAAAGUCUGGAUGCUGCUCAGGCAGCAUGUUUACACAUGAGAGGCUUCCCUCUCGGUGGCCCUGACAGGAGGCUCAGGGUGGACUUUGCAGACACAGAGCACCGCUACCAGCAGCAACAGUUCAUGCAGCUGCCUCUCCCCCUGCCACACUAUGACUUAGUCCCUGAGCCCUUUGCCCACCGUCUUACUGACUCAGUCAGAGUGAGAGAGAGGUCCCCUCCACUUCCUGCUCGCUUCAGAGACAGGGAUCUCUACUCCACUGCUGAAUGGUCCGGCCUGGGUGUCCACGACAGGAUUCGAGGAGCAGGAUUUGAUCCCAUAGAUCGUCUGGAGAGGCGUUCACGUGACACCUGGUCAAUAGAUCAUGAGCGGGAAUUGCUCAGCAGGGACCUAAGCCGCAAAAGGAGACAUUUGGAUGAUGGCUGGCGGCUGGAUCGUUCACCUGAAAGCAAUGAUUAUGGUGUACGCCGGCAUGGCAGCUCACUAGAGCGCAGCCCUGGAGGGAGCAGCCGAGAUGGGGGACGCUACAGUGACCCUGAACGGCUGCCUCGCUCUGGCAGACCCUCCCCUGUCAGAGAGCGGCAAAACAACCAGGAAACUGGCUUUGGAGACAAGAGAAGGAGAACUCUUAGCCCAACUGAGACAGGCUCAUUCACAGAUAAGGACCAGAAACGCAAAGCCAGUGACUCAUCUAAGAGCCCAGCGAGGAAGGAGGAUCGCUCAGAAAAUCCUUCCUCCUCCUCUUUAAACUCCUCUUCCUCCAAGUUUAACCAGCAGUCUAAGGCGGUGGCUGGAGGACAGAAGCUCCAUCAGGUCUGGCAGGGUGUCCUCCUGCUGAAGAAUAGCAGCUUUCCCACAUCACUGCACCUGCUGGAGGGGGACAUAGCAGUGGCUAACAGUCUUCUGGUGGAAGGCUCCAAAGGGGCUCAAGUGUCCCAGUUGAAGAUCAGCCAGCGCCUGCGCCUGGACCAGCCCAAACUGGAUGAAGUCUCUCGUCGCAUCAAGGCCGCGGGCUCUGGGGGAUACUCCAUCCUCCUGGCUGUGCCCGGAAAAGACGAAGGGGUCCAGGAUGCCAGCAGCUCCACCGAGAGACCACUGAAGAACCUGGUGUCCUACCUGAUGCAGAAGGAGGCGGCAGGCAUCAUCAGCCUCCCUGUGGGGGGCAGCCGUGACAAGGACCACGGAGGAGUCCUUCACGCUUUCCCCCCAUGUGAGUUCUCACAGCAGUUCUUGGAUGCCUCUGCCAAAGCCUUUGCCAAAUCAGAGGACGAAUACAUGGUGAUGGUUAUUAUCAGAGGAGCAUCGUGAAAAAAAAGUGCAUAUUAUAAAUGUGUCUUUUCACCCUCAUGAACUGUCAAACUGUGAGUUGUAAAAACAGGGAAAGUAAUGGUAACAAAAUAGAAUAAGAGCAAAUGACAGGUGCAUGGUAGCCUGUAUCUCACCCUGUUCAAGGUUUAUAGAAAUGAAAGUCGCAUUGAAUUUAAUAGAUUCUGAUAAAUUGAUGGAUUUGAUUACAUAAUACAGGUGACGUUCCACCUUCUGCUAUUUAGCUACAGAUAAAUGUACUUGUACAAUGUAAAUGUACAUUACUUGAAGGGUACUCUGCUGAGAGAGCAAACAACAGUUCUGUGAAUCAUCACUAUAUGUUGCCUUAUGUCAUUGAAAAAGAAACAAUUCUUUUAUAUAUUUUCCUGCAUUGUCUGACUAUAAGGGAAGAUAAUUUAAGAUCAAAAUCCAGAGCAUUUAGCCUUCAUUUUAUCUGUCCUCAGCAUACAUUUAAUCUGCCAGUCUCAACAGGUUUCUAGUACUAGAAUAUUGGGCUAUAAAAUAAAUAAUUCAAUCAAACUGAUGUACAUAGAAAUAUUCUCUUGAUUGAGGACAUUAUCUAUUUGCUCUAAAGCUUUACCCAUUUCUCAUUAACAGACAUCCUCUAGAUGUGCAUCUGUAUUACGUUUUGCUGACCAAGUAAAAAUCUUAUCCUCAAUACUUCCUUAUUCAAGUUUUACUAUGAGAGCUUUGCUAUUUUUUCAGGUUUGACCAGUCCUGCUCAAAGCUACAGAAAAUAGAGGUAAAAUCUGUGUACCUACAAUUCAACAACAGUGUUAUUAUAUUAGUCGUCCCAAUACCUGGCCUCUACAGACUAGUUAGUUUUUAAAUAUCUUAAUCGACAUAAGAGCAUCAAGGGUUAUAGUAUAAAAAAUUACAUUAAUGUCAGUGCUACUUUCUGAUCUACAUCUGGAGGUUACGUGACAUAAUAAGGUGAAAUGAACACAGUUUUUUUGUCUGUUUUUCACAGUUUUCACAAAGCGCUCAUAUGGGGUGGACACAAGCAGCAAGAACCUGUACAUUAUAAUGCAGAUCAAUACACUCAUCUUACUAAAAAUACUGCCUUUGUAAAGCUGGAGAGAGUUUCAUGUUUCUGACCCCAUGGUUUAGGUCUGUUAUAUUGGGCUGCAUUAUAGUAUUUAGAAUUUCAAAAUCAAUUAAUCCUCUUCUUAUUCUUUUAAUUAAUUGUUUGGUCUAUAAAAUAGGUGACAUCUUCAAAUUGCUUCAAAUUCUUUAUUAUACAAGAAAGAGAAGGUGCUACUUGAAAGAGAACUUGUACCAUCAAAAGGUUUUGCUUGAAAUUGACAUAGACAAUCAUUUAUAAAAAAAAAAAAAAAAGAAGAAGAAAUUGAAGAUCAAUUUACUGUCAAUCAGCUAAUGUAUCUACUAAUCAUUUCAGCUGCAAUGUUAUUAGCACGGAGUUGAAGGAACUCCUCUCAGCCUUAACAAAACUGAAUAUCACAAGCUGUGCUGUGCUAGUAUGUAUUGUAGGUCCCUUGUUUUGAACAACAUUAUGUUUUACAGGGUUCCUUUUUCUUGUGUCCUCCCCCUCAUUGUGUUGUUUUAUUAGCAUCACAUUCAAUUUGGUUGAACAGUUAUUGGUUGAUUUAAAUUCUCCAGUUUUUUCCUCCUAUGUUAUAAUCCACUAAUGACAAAUACUACCCCAACAAAGCAUGUACUGUUAAAAAAAGAUCAUGUAACCUAUAAAUUAAGAGCUAUAUGUAUACCAUGCACAUUUCUAAUAGCUGAUAAGGAGUCAAUACGUAGAAAAUACUGCUAUACUACCAUUGGACUUGUGUGAUACACACCUCUGAAUGAUUCAGAGGAGAGGAGGCCGUUCUGCAGUGGCCUUACACGCCUUCUUCUCAAAGGACUGUCGAUGAUUUGUUUUUGUGCUUUGAUUUGAGUACUGUGUUUCAAAUGGAAAAAGAAAUUAUUUGUUCUGUAUACUCAGGAUAUCUGGAGAGAGAAAUGGACAACAUCAAUGCUCAUGGGCCUAAGAAGUAUACCUAACUGUCAGAAAAAAAACGCAAAGUGCAGCAUGCACUUGAUAGAUUUUGUCUCAAUAAAUUUACUCUUUCGUGGGAAACACAAGUGCCUCGGAAGACAACUUUUGUGACCUUUUCUGUUCUUGGAAUUGUCUAUCAAAACUCAAAAGGCUUUAUCACUUUGACAGCAGGAAGCCUUCCCAGCAGAAAGGAGAGGAAGUGUGAGAAUCGAAGUGAAGACAACCUCUCAGUUCUGUGUUUUCAUGUUGGUCAUCAUUUGUUGAAUGACGUCUUUGUGAAGAGCUUUUCAUGUGAAAUUUGGCCAUACUAAAAUACUUUUUUCAGUGCAUCUGCAAAGGCAAAUCUAGAGUCACUGUGUCUCUUCAGAUAUGUGGCUUAUUCCUCAGUCGCCUCUGGCCUGUGUAUGUCCGGAGGUGUGGCUGAGAACUAGCGGAGUGCUCAUCCCUCUGGUUUGCCACGUUGCACUUCGCCAAGUUUUGCCAAAGCCACCGUGGUUGUCUCCACCAGACGGCCUCUCAGCGGAAACACACCAGCAUUCGAAGGCCCCGGUCAUCUUCUCAUCUGGCUUUGGCAGAGUGUUGGUUCAGCGUCUGUGCCAGCUUGAGAAGGAGCAGUGUUCUUUUGUUUAGUUGCUUAUUGUUCUUGCAUUGGAGUUUUGAAGAAGAUCUCUGUGCUAGGGCCAGACUUCACUCGUGUCUCAGCCUAUGUCGGAGAAGAGGUUGAGACAGUGAGACAGCAUCUGCUUUAUUUGCCAUAAAAAGGAAGGACAGGAAGAGCAACAGAAGAGAAAAGAUUGCCAGAUUCCUGUACAGGGAAUCCUAAUCUUUAGUUGAUAUGUUGAUCUGAUUUACGCACUGUUUUUUAAAGAUUCUGUGCCAAACUGCAUAUGAAACCAAAGUGAAGAGUGUCCUGCUGUCACUGAGUCAGAAUCUGCUGCAGGAUGUGUAUCACCAAGACAGUGCAACUACUCUUCAUCACUGCUUCGUCUCCAAACUAAAGGGACCUGAGUAGCUUCGCUGCAGCCCCAGGUGUCCACACAGUGCCACGGCUGGGAUUCAAGGUUUCCUGGAGCUGUGAGGCGUAACAGGUUUGAGUCUCACCCCGGCUCAACCUGCACCUGUUCCACAGGUAAAGUAUUAAGAUGGCCUAAACAGCAGACUUAGGUAUGUAUGCAGAUGUACAGUAUUGGGUCCAACUUAAAGGCUGGUAAGAGUAAAAGAACAGACAUUCCUUAAAUUCAGUAGCCCUGCAGUAAAUAUUGGUAAAUUGGCGAACAUUAUGGUUAACAGUGCUUAUGCAAAUAUGUUAGUUUCUUUCCGUCAGUGCUGGUGAGGGUCCACUUUUGACUACUGAGCCCUGUUGCUGAUCCAACUUUCCCAGUAGAUAUAGUCUGUCAUGGUUUUUGGGACUUUUGUAAGAUUACAAAUAAUUUUUCAUUUUUCAUUUUGUCUUAAAUUCACCAGCAGUUUAUGCAGCAUCUACUCAAUAUCAUCAAACAGCUGAGUCACAGUCAGUGGUGGAAAAAGUACUCAGAUUAAGUAAAAGUAGCAAGACCGCACUGUCAAAAAUACUUUGUUGCAAGUAAAAGCCCUGCAUUCAAAAUUGUACCUCAGAAAAGUACAAAAUAAGUUUAUGUACUUAAAAGUUUCAAAAGUAAAAGCACACGUUAUGCGGAACGGCCCAUUCAGAUUGUUAUAGGUCAAAUAACUGGAGUGUUACUACUAAUACACUAACGUCUCACUAACGUAAGAAGCUGUAGCUGUUUCAUUUCUACUGCUUGGUAUAAUUUAAUCAAUAACUACAUAGUACUUUAUUAAGUGAUCGCAGGUUUUCUUUGUAAAAUCAUAAUUUGAAAAGUAACGUGCAACUGUAGCUGUCAGAUAAAUGUAGUGGAGUACAAAAAAGAGCAUGUCCUUCUAAAAUUUAGUCGUAUAAAGUAUCAUAAAAUUAUGAAUACUCGAGAAUAAGUACCAUAAAAUUGUACUUGGGUAUAACUUCAGUAAAUGUACGUAGUUAUCUGUCAAUAACAGUAAUGUUAAUGGUAUUAGGUUUCCAGUUAUCUUCCACCAUAGAGGCAUUCAGCAGCAUGUUUCAGCUUUAAUAGAGAUCUAACUUUGCAGAGGCCUGAUGGUCUUAACUUGAGUCACUGACACAUUGGUUGCAAACACUGGAAAAAUAAAGUGAAUAGAGUAUUAAUAAAAAAAAAAAAAAAAAAAGAUAUUAUGUGCCAAACAUUAGAAAACUGCUUUAGUAAACAGUAACAGUAACAAUGAAGGUUGAAUCUGAGGAAUGCUUAACAGUAUCUCCACUUUCAGUUUGUCCAACUCAUGUAGCUUUCUUUACAUGGAAAGGUUUAAAUAAUCUCUUUUAAAUUAGUGUUUAAUGCGUCGGGGGCAGGAGAAAGUUUUGCUUUGGCACAAUAGAUUUAUGUGACAUUAAUACUCAUCAGUAGGAGCACUGGUUAAACAGGCAGUGGAAUAACCUCCUCACACAGUAUGUUGUAAGCUGUGCUAUGUCAUAUAUGUCUGGUUUAGCAUUUUGUUGAUACUAAUGCCAAUAGUUUGAUCAGGUAGGGGUGAGGGGAUUGUUCACCGAAUACGAAGCGGUAGGGAAUACUUGGAUUUCUGCGGUGCACAUGUUAAAGGGAAAUGUAAUCGACGUAAGAGUUUACAUUAUCGUUUGUCCCAGGACAGUUCAGAUAACGGCUAUAAAUGUGCAUCACUCCCAUGUAAAACUAGAAACUAAAAACAGAUUUUACCCUCCAGUCGUCAUAUAAAUUCAAGAAUUUUUGUUUUUUCCCCCUUUGGUUUUAGAAGAGCUUUAUUUGAGUCUGACAGAAAGUUGUCAACAUUUGAGUUUAAAACAAGAUAUUAGAUAAAGAACAACAUCUAUAAACAGCUUGUGCUGUAUUUGUGUACUGUUCGUGCUGUUAGUGAGACGAGGUGUUGUACGGUCAAAAUUAGAUGCACUUUUACAGAAUUUAAAAGCAUUUUAAAAGCAUCUUUUGACGUAAUGUAAUAGUCUUAUUCAGAAAAUCCAGAUGUUGACUUUGUACACAGAUCAGGGAGUUCAUGCACUAAAAAAAGCUUCUUAAUCCACUAACAGCUCACUGUUAUACUGCAGUAUAUUUGAAUGGUAUAUGUGAUGUAAUUAUGAGCACAGUAAGCUAUUAUUAUUAUAAUUAAAAUAAUCAACUGACAUGAAGUUUUUAAACAUUUUAAACAAUUAACUUAUUUAUUUAUUUUUUCUUAGGUUUCUUUUAAUCUUCUGGACCCCUACAGUGUCUGGACAUGUUUUGAUUAUGAAUACUGGCUCUUAUGAAACUUUUGUCUUAUUAAAACUGUUGAGUUUUUCAGGUCUUCCCCUCAACACGGAAGUGAGGAAAAAAGAAAACUCAUGUAUUCUGUUGUCUCUGAAAAAACAUUUACCUGCAGUAGGACUGAAUGAGCUUGAAUGAACUCUGAAGUUAUAAAGUUGUUGCUCAUUCAAGGAAUUCAUCAGACAAGAGAAACUGUGGUGAGUACAAUUUAGAUUUGCACUGAUCGUAUUUAUACCUGUAGUAUUUUAUAUUUGUAUUGUAAAUUACAAUAAAUGUCUCCUUAAAUAAAGGCAGAUAUUUUAGAAACA
Messenger RNA from Seriola aureovittata, 8626 nucleotides. Its product is annotated as RNA-binding protein 15-like. Gene Ontology annotation, cellular component: nucleus. The record is from RefSeq and is a predicted model, not a curated record. Gene Ontology annotation, biological process: regulation of alternative mRNA splicing, via spliceosome. NCBI's taxonomy places the organism in Eukaryota, Metazoa, Chordata, Actinopteri, Carangiformes, Carangidae. Bases 399 to 2972 code for a protein of 857 amino acids. Gene Ontology annotation, molecular function: mRNA binding. The transcript has a single exon.